GUCACAACUGCAUCAGGAACCGUCCGUCGAUGGAAAACAGUCGUUGAUCCGCAACUUCAGUCUCAUCUCAUUAGUUAUCCUCCUCCCUUUCGGAUCUGAACAACGAACGAUUCAAACAAGUAAACCGAAGCUCUCGGGAACAGAGAGUCCAUGUCCUUCCUGGUUUCAACAACUUCAGCUCCUCAACUAGAUUACUCUGUUACGCAGUAUAUUCAUCGAUUUUGAGGAUCAACCGAUUAUGGAGAGAGAGGUGGUCGACCUUUUCGAGGCAGCCAAGAAAGCGGCGGCAUCCGCCGCAGUCGAUGGCUUGUCGACGAGCGGGCCGGAGGUGAUGCGAUGUGUUGAUGCGUUGAAACAGCUGAAGGCCUUCCCCAUCACGUAUGAUAUUCUUGUGUCCACACAGGUUGGAAAGCAGCUUCGACCUCUUACUAAGCAUCCCAAGGAUAAGAUCAAAAGUAUAGCUUCGGAAUUGCUUGAGCUGUGGAAAAAAAUAGUCAUUGAUGAGACAGCCAGAAAUAAGAAAAAUGGAACUGAUGGCGAAAACGUAGAUGCUGUAAAAGCUAAUAAGGUUCAGAAGACCAGCAGUGUUAAGAUUGAGAAGUUGUCAACCAAUGAAGCUGUCAAAGUUGAGAGGAUAGGCAAGGAUGAUUCACCAAGGCAUCGAAUUGUCUCAAGGGCAGAAACCAUCAAAGUUGAGAAGAAGACUGCCAAUGGGAAUGCUGUCAUGGAUGAGAAGAUGGACUAUGAAAAGACAGUUAAGGUUGAAAGGAUUCCAAAGGAGGAGAAGCAAGCUUCAAGUGGAAAAGCUCCCCCAAAGCUGACAUCGUUGAUCAAAUGUAAUGAUGCUUUGCGCGAUAAAGUUCGAGAACUUCUUGUUGAGGCAUUGUCCAAAGUUGCCAGUGAAGCUGAUGAGUACAUGAAGGAUGAAGUAAAUGCAUGUGAUCCAAUUCGAGUUGCUGUUUCAGUAGAAUCUGCUAUGUUUGAGAAGUUAGGUCGAUCGAAUGGGUCUCAGAAAUUCAAGUACAGAUCUAUAAUGUUCAACAUCAAGGAUCCAAACAACCCAGAUUUGAGGAGAAAAGUGCUUGUUGGGCAUGUCAAGCCAGAGAGGUUGAUCACCAUGACCCCAGAUGAGAUGGCAAGUGAUCAAAGGAAGCGUGAGAAUGACCAAAUCAAGGAGAAAGCUUUGUUUGAUUGCCAGCUUGGCGGCCAACCAAAGGCAACAACAGACCAGUUUAGAUGUGGUCGUUGUGGUCAGCGCAAGUGCACCUACUAUCAAAUGCAGACUAGAAGUGCAGAUGAACCUAUGACAACCUAUGUCACAUGUGUAAACUGCAACCACCACUGGAAAUUCUGCUAGUGUGGCUUAAUGUUUUCUUGCCAUCAAGCGGAACGGAUAAUCCAUGCAGUGCCACCUUAUUUAUCAUGAUUAUCCUUUGAGUUGGUGGUCAGUCUAGAGGUAAUCCAUAAUCCAUUUCAUUGGCAUGUAGUUGAUGUAGUAGUAGCAAUAUUUCGGCCUAGUUUUUCUUUCUGUGGAAUUUUUGUUUGGCAGCAUUAUCAGAAACAUUCUUGUUUAAACUAGCAGUAUUGUUUUUAUUUUGAUUGUAUUCCUUCUGUUAGGUCUUCUAAUGUGAGAUGCUGAUCUUAUGUAAAAUUCCUUCAUACUCUGAGACUUUGAACAAAGACAUUGCGCCUGUUGUCUUUGUUUGUGUGA
This is a messenger RNA of Tripterygium wilfordii, 1711 nucleotides long. Its product is annotated as transcription elongation factor TFIIS. NCBI's taxonomy places the organism in Eukaryota, Viridiplantae, Streptophyta, Magnoliopsida, Celastrales, Celastraceae. Bases 239 to 1357 code for a protein of 372 amino acids. Gene Ontology annotation, molecular function: nucleic acid binding; zinc ion binding. The record is from RefSeq and is a predicted model, not a curated record. The transcript is spliced from 3 exons. Gene Ontology annotation, cellular component: nucleus. Gene Ontology annotation, biological process: DNA-templated transcription; transcription elongation by RNA polymerase II.